UAGCAUCCGUGUCCGUGUCGGAAAAAAGGGUUUCCGAAGAGCUUCGUUUUGCUUUUUGUUUUCCUCGAAAAGUAACGUCCCUGACGAGUCUCUGCAGCGCAUAUGGCACUGGACGAACCGAAGGUGGCCGCCCCCGAGGGCGAGCAUGCACCGAACGAUGGCACCGACCAGCCAUCGAAACGUGACGACACUCCCGACUACUACAAGCGGCCGAAGUUCAAGCGCAACAUCAUCCCGUUCGACACGGAGGACCUGUCGGUGCGAGUGAUCCGGGAACGCUUUCUCAUCCCGAACCAGGUGACGGAGGGCAGCACGGCCCAGAAGGCGGGCCUCAAGCUGGGCGAUCAGAUCCUGCAGAUCAACGGGGCCGAUGCGUCGGCCAUGCGCCUUGCCACCGCCCAGAACGUGAUCAAGCAGGCCGGCGAACAGCUGCAGAUGAUCGUCGCUAAAGAUGACGAAGACAAUCGUGCCGCCGAGGAGCAGGGCAAGCCGAAGGAAACGCGCGAAGUUAAGUUCGCAGGUAAUGAGGAGCAACCGAAGCCCGAUGUCACUAACAAACCCGCUCCCAAUCCAGUAGACAACGAACGUGAAAACUGGACUCAGCCACCGGAGCGCAAGGUUUGGCACCCGAUCGUAUGGCAGCAGCCACCCCCACCGAUCCCACCAGAUCUAUACGGCAAGGAUGCGCCCCAUCAGCAGCUGAUCGCCAACAUUCGUCGGUUGCUGCAGGAGACGGUCGCCAAGCCGGAAGAACGCCAGAAGCACAUCGAGCGCAUGAUGCUCUCGUUGCCGACCGGCUCCCGGCGUCACGAGGACGACGAGGACGCCGAGGAACAACCGAAACCGGCCCCGAAGCCCAAGAAGAAGAAGAAGGGCAAGGGCAAGGUGGGUGCGAAGGUGGCGGCCGCUCGGCCGCGUCUGGACAGCGAAACGUCGGAGGAUGAUGCAACGGUGUCGGAGGCGCUCCCGGCGGUGGCCCCGGCCGACCCAAUCCCGGAGGAAGUUAGUGCCGACGCUUAAGUGUAGGCUUAGCACGAGUGAAGAACACAAUAUUGAGCAACCGACUAAACAUUUGCUGUGCCAGCUGGUUUUGGGGCAACCGGGUGCAAGAUGGCGUCCGCUGACACGUGGAGAUACUUUUAGGAGUAAUUAACUGACUACAUAAAUCACAUUUUUCCAACGGGAUCGUCUGCAGGAGACGAUUAGAAGGCGUAGCUCAUGUAUUAAACGAAACGAUCAAAAAGAAUAUAGGAACUGUUAUAGCUUGUUGUUCUCUUUGACCAAUGUACUUAACCUCGAUCUGUUCCGUCGUUGAAUAAAAUCUUUGUUUUUUUUCAUAAUUGUGA
Messenger RNA from Anopheles coustani, 1346 nucleotides. RefSeq lists its product as uncharacterized. Gene Ontology annotation, cellular component: adherens junction; Z disc; stress fiber. The coding region runs from base 103 to 1020 and encodes 305 amino acids. The record is from RefSeq and is a predicted model, not a curated record. The transcript has 3 exons. NCBI's taxonomy places the organism in Eukaryota, Metazoa, Arthropoda, Insecta, Diptera, Culicidae. Gene Ontology annotation, molecular function: actin binding; muscle alpha-actinin binding. Gene Ontology annotation, biological process: actin cytoskeleton organization; muscle structure development.